Messenger RNA from Pimephales promelas (fathead minnow), 3828 nucleotides. RefSeq names its product regulator of chromosome condensation (RCC1) and BTB (POZ) domain containing protein 2 (gene rcbtb2). The record is from RefSeq and is a predicted model, not a curated record. Lineage: Eukaryota; Metazoa; Chordata; Actinopteri; Cypriniformes; Leuciscidae. Gene Ontology annotation, molecular function: protein binding.
AUAUGAUGACACACACACGCACAGCUAGCACAGAAGAAGACUGCACACAUCCACAGCUAUGCUCUCCUCUCUCCUAGCCAUGCAAAACUGACCGCUUCUCCACGCCUACAUCACCCAUUGACACCAGGAAUGAAGACUUUGGAGUUUAUAUUAAGACAAGAGUAGUAUGCUGGACGUGGGAAAGUGGCCGGUGUUCGCCCUCCUGCCCCCUGAGGAGCUGCGGCUCGUCCGUCAAGCCUGUGUGUUCGGCAGCGCUGCCAACGAGGCCAUCUACGUGACCGUCAAUGAUGAGGUGUUUGCGCUUGGGACAAACUGCAGUGGUUGUCUGGGCCUCGGGGACACGCAGAGCUCCAUUGAGCCCAGGCGGAUCGACAUCUUGUCUGGGAAGAAAAUUGUCUCUUUGAGCUACGGCACAGGCCCACACGUGGUCAUCGCCACUGCAGAUGGAGAAGUUUAUGCCUGGGGUCACAAUGGCUACAGUCAGCUGGGCAACGGCACCACCAACCACGGCCUGACUCCUGCCCUGGUUUCCACCAACCUCAUCAGCAAGAGAGUGGCGGAGGUGGCCUGCGGCUCCCACCACACCAUAGCCCUCACCACCGAGGGAGAGGUGUUCGCCUGGGGCUACAACAACUCCGGGCAGGUGGGCUCGGGAUCCACGGCCAACCAGCCCACCCCACGCAGGGUCAGCAGCUGCUUGCAGAACAAGGUGGUGGUCAACAUCGCCUGCGGACAGCUCUGCUCCAUGGCCGUCCUGGACAAUGGAGAGACAUAUGGCUGGGGUUAUAACUGCAAUGGGCAACUCGGUUUGGGCAACAAUGGCAACCAGCAAACCCCCUGCCGGAUCGCUGCCUUACAGGGAAUCAACAUCGUACAGGUGGCAUGUGGAUACGCACACACAUUGGCUCUGACAGACGAGGGAUUUGUUUACUCCUGGGGUGCGAACUCCUACGGGCAGCUGGGUACGGGCAAUAAGAGCAACCAGGCUGUGCCCACCCUCAUCAACAUGGACAAGGAGAGAAUGGUGGAGGUCGCUGCGUGUCACACCAGUCACACGUCAGCGGCCAAAACACAGAGCGGUCAGGUGCUGAUGUGGGGUCAGUGUCGGGGUCAGGCUGUGGCUUACCCUCACCUCACACACUUCACCAGCACCGACGACGUCUUCGCCUGCUUCGCCACACCGGCGGUCACCUGGCAUCUCCUGUCCGUGGAUGGAGAUGACUACCUGACUGUUGCCCAGUCACUAAAGCGAGAGUUUGACAGCCCAGAAAUCUCUGACCUAAAGUUCCUGGUUGAUGGCAAGUGUAUUCAUGUGCACAAAGCCCUUCUUAAAAUCAGGUGUGAGCAUUUCCGAGCACUGCUGAACGAGACCGAUGAAGAGGCCAUAGAGAUCCAUCAGUUCUCUUAUCUGGUGUAUCGCGCAUUCCUGGAAUACCUGUACACUGAUACCAUCAACCUCCCACCCGAGGACGCCAUUGGUCUGCUGGAUUUGGCCACAUACUACCGUGAGAGUCGUCUGAAAAGACUGUGCCAGGAGACCAUCAAGAGAGGCAUCACAGAGGAGAACGCUGUAACGCUGCUCUCGGCCGCUGUCAAGUAUGAAGCACGGGAUCUGGAAGAGUUCUGUUUCAAGUUUUGCGUUAACCACCUGACGGCCAUCACUCAGACGCAGGCCUUCGCCGACAUGGACCACGAUCUGCUGAAGAAUUUCAUCAGCAAAGCCAGCCGCUACGGGGCCUUCAAAAACUGAGUCUAGGCCGGUCUUCUGCUCGGGCUCUGCUGCAUCCACGCAGGUUCUCUCAAACGCCUCAGAUCUGGAGAGAGUUAAGCCAAAUUCUGGUGGUUUGAGCGUGAAGAAGUGGGAAGCCACUGCACUGGUGGUCUUCUGGGUCCCAGUGCCUUUAAAUUACACCCCCAUCUGAAGCCCUACAUAAGCGGAAGAAUUCAAGACGCGCCGUCUCUGGAUUCAAAGGGAUGAGACGAGUUUAAACAGAUUGUAAUGGAAUAGCUAAACAAACAAACACCUCUGAGGUGCUUUACGAGCAAGGGAAGCAAAAGGGAAGAACCAUCUCAUGAUGGAGAAAGAGUCGCUUUUCUGUUACUGAAUUAUUGUUUUGGGUCAAGGUUACCAAAUCCAUCUCUUAUCGUCACGAUGGCCUUUAUAAAGCGGGCCGAGAGCUGAACCUCCUGUGGGGGUUCAAAGAUAAAGCUGUGUCGUAGGAUAUCAUAAUUUCAUUUCUUUUUCUGGCUUUAGAAGUAACUUAACACAGUAAUAUGUCAUAUAAGAGCGGUAUAGCGUUUUUUUUUAGGGUCAACUUUGGCACCAAUUUCAUUUACAGAUUCAACUAAUGUCAUUUAUGUUGUUUUUUUACUGACAGUCACGUUACUUUUGAUAUCUUUGCACUCUUCCUGUGUAACAGUGUUAUUUUGAAUAGGGCAAUGUCUGUGUUUCUGUGCAGUCAUAUUUUUACAAGAGGGAAUCUUGCAAAAUCUGUCAAGAAAAUGACCAAACCUUACUUAACCUCCCAACGCGCAUAAGGUAAAGAUUCAUUUUAAAAAUCAUUUCCACUGAAUUCGAUAAAUUGGAGUGAAAUGUGAGCAGAGCGUUUCUUCAUAGCAUCCGCACAUCUUGCACUGCUAUUGUUGGGAAACGGUGCCGUCUGGUGGUGGUGAUGGAAAUCUAAUCAUGUGCCCAUAUUCAAUUUAUGCUGACAGCUAAAGAUUUUCUUGUGUCCACAGUGAAUCCAAACUCCUUUCAGAUAUGUUUUAUCAUCACUCGUCAUAGCAUCAGCCAACCAACCAAAUCUUGAAAUAGCACUUGCUACACCAAGCAUGUUUAAAUCCAAGGGUUUACAGAAAGUUAAAAGGUGUUAGUCAAGCAAGGUGCACACUCCAUGUGUUCUUGAUGGUAAGUUGUUACUUUGUUUACACACGGUCAGGGGUUUCUGUUCUGUUGUGGAUGCAUGAUUUCCUUCUUUUGUAACCCUUUCACUGAGGGUCAGGACUGCUAACCCUGCCCGAUUGCCAAGAGAGGGUCUGUUAAAUGUUCCCCAGUUGAAUAAUCUCUGUUUUAAGAUGAUACCAAACUCCUUCUAAGCAAAUAUCAUACAGCACUUUGAAUAUUUAAAUAAAUGUCCAUUAUGUUGAUACUGAUGUGCUACAUAACUGUUAUGCAAAAGGUCUAAUUACAAAUAUAAUAUUGUAAUACAAAUAUUUUACUUGUUUCUUUUUUCACUUUUUUUGUAAGGUAUAAUAUAUUCAUUAAUUUGCCAUUACAUUUUAUAUAUAUAUAUAUAUAUAUAUAUAUAUAUAUAUUUUAUUUAAAUACAUUUUAUGUUUUUAUUGAACACACUUUGACUAAAGUCCCGUUCACACCAAGGACAUUAAUAAAAUGACAACUAUAAAGUUUUUUUUGACUGUACUAAAGGAUAAAAAUACUAUAAUAUGAUUGCAGAUAUUUAAGAAAUAUGCUCAGUUCAAAUACUUGUUUCUCCAUAAAACAAAAAAAUUAUUCUACUGUGAAAUGUGAAUUCUAUGUUGAAUGUCUGUUUUUAUUUUGGUCUGUUCAAUAAUAUUUAACAUUUUGACUGCUGUACCCAUUUCAACCACUAGCUGUCAACAUUACAUACUGCACCUUUAAAGGGAUCGUUCACUUUGAAAUUAAUUUUUGGUAUGUUUUAGCUUACCUCAAGGGCAUCCAAGAUGUAGGUGUGUUUGUUUCCACAGUAUUUUCAAUUUUGAUAUUUUUAGGUCGAAACGUCCUUGUCUGUCAGUCAUAUAAUGGAGGUCUAUGAAGUCCAAAUUAAACAUGAUUUAAUGACUCGUAAA